This is a messenger RNA of Hansenula ciferrii, 720 nucleotides long. RefSeq names its product E2 ubiquitin-conjugating protein UBC6 (gene UBC6). Bases 1 to 720 code for a protein of 239 amino acids. The record is from RefSeq and is a predicted model, not a curated record. The transcript has a single exon. Lineage: Eukaryota; Fungi; Ascomycota; Saccharomycetes; Phaffomycetales; Wickerhamomycetaceae.
AUGGCUACUAAACAGGCACACAAGAGACUCACAAAGGAGUACAAGGCCAUGGUGGAAAACCCACCUCCUUACAUCACAGCUCAUCCUUCAGAAAAUAACAUCCUUGAAUGGCAUUAUUUGAUUACAGGUCCAACUGAUACACCAUAUGAAGGUGGCCAAUACCAUGGUACUUUAAUGUUCACUCAUGAAUACCCAUUCAAACCACCAGCUAUCAAGAUGAUCACGCCCAGUGGACGUUUCCAACCAAACACAAGAUUAUGUUUAAGUAUGAGUGAUUAUCAUCCCGAUCUUUGGAAUCCAGCAUGGAGUGUUGCAACUAUUUUGACUGGGUUAUUAAGUUUCAUGACUGGUGAUGAAGAUACCACAGGUUCUUUGAGAACUAGUGAACUAACAAGAAAGAAAUUUGCGAGAGCAAGUCUUGGUUGGAAUUUACAAAAUGAAAGAUUUAUAAAGAAUUUUAGUGAUUUAAUUGAAGAAACUGAACAAAAGAUUAAAGAAUGGGAUGCUAAAGAUAGAGCUGAACUUGAAGCUAAAGCCAGUAAGUCAACUAGAGCUCAACAAUCUAAACAAGAAGAAGAAGUUGAUCCAAAUACUUUAGAUCCAGAAGAUAGAAUAAGAUAUGAACAAGCCAGAGAUGCCGUUGAAGGACAAAGCUCAAAAAUGGUUUAUUAUAUUUUGGCUAUUGCAGUUGCAUUUGGUUUAUUCCGUUUUAUCAAUUGA